AUGCUCGCUGUUGAUUCUCAUUCUCGUUUCAAGCCCUCCUACUUCCAGUCUAUGCCAAUGGACCCCGGCAUGGUUGAUAUGUUCUCCUUCCCCAUGGACGGCAUGCCCUACCAGCACCAGCACCACCAACAUCAUCAACACCACCACCAACAAACCCAGCCUGAUUUCCGCCUGGCAUACCUCGAUGGUCCCAUCUAUGAGGACCUCCAGCAACACCAGUUCCCUUCGAUGCCUACCACGCCUCCCUCAAUCUCCACUAGCCAGUCUGAGCCCCAAAUCCCCACCGGUUCAACUGCCUCGGGACCUUCCAUUGCCAGUGCUCCCUCCUCCGUCAUCAGUUCUCCAUACUCCGGCGCUCAACAAGUCUUCCAAGAUAAUUGGGUGAACACCAACCACGGCCUGGGCUUGCCUGCUGCUGUCAUGGGUGAUCUCUUCUCCUCUCACGAUUAUAUGGGACAGGUGGAGAUGGAUGGAUUGUACCAGGAGAAAUUCCCCGAUCCUUUUGUUGAUCCCUCUCUCAUCCAACCAGUCCACCCGGGCCCCAACUUCACUCCUACCAUCUCCUACCCCGAGAACCCUGCCACCUAUUCCAACAUCCCCCACAAUUUCCCACACUCGCCCGCAACCUCCCCAAUCCCCUACAGCGACAAUGUCGACCACCAAGGCUCGCCCCUCCAGGGAGCGGGUGCCUCCCUCACUAUGCCAGGUCCCCACUCGCGCCCUGUCUCCGUCUACGACCGCCGCUCCUCCGUCUCCUCGAUUCACUCCCGUCGCUCCCAACAAAGCCCCGCCCUCAGCAGUGUCGAAGCCGAUGACGAGGUCAAGGAAAAAGGCCGUUGCCCCUUCCCCGAAUGCGGUCGCGUCUUCAAGGAUCUCAAAGCCCACAUGCUCACCCACCAGUCCGAGCGCCCCGAGAAAUGCCCCAUCAUGACCUGCGAAUACCACACCAAGGGCUUCGCACGCAAAUAUGACAAGAACCGCCACACUCUCACUCACUACAAGGGCACAAUGGUUUGCGGCUUCUGCCCAGGACCCGGCUCCCCCGCGGAAAAGAGCUUCAACCGCGCCGAUGUCUUCAAGCGCCACUUGACUUCCGUCCACGGCGUCGAGCAAACUCCUCCCAACUGCCGCAAGCGCAGCCCCAACGGCUCUUCCAAGAAGGGAACAAAUUACAGCCCCGACGCCACCGGCAAGUGCUCCACCUGUUCCGUAUUGUUCAGCAAUGCGCAGGAGUUCUACGAGCAUCUGGACGACUGUGUCCUGCGCGUUGUGCAGCAGGAAGAACCCUCCGAGGCAAUCAACCAACAGCGACUGGCCGAAGUCGCCGCCGACGAAGAGGUUCAGAAGACGAUGGAAAAGCACCAAUUGCUUGACGCGGCUGGCCCGCGCGAAGAUGAUAACGACUCUCAUGACGAAGAUGACCUAAAUGACCUCUGGCGCACCCGCCUCUCCUCCAACAACCACAGAUCCUCUAAAUCCUCUUCCAACUCAUCACGCCCCAUCAUCGGCUCCGCCAACGCUGUCUCCAAAAAUACUGCCAAGCCCCGCGCCGUCACCCGUCGCCGCAAUAACCGCGGCAACUACCCGCAAUCCUGGGGCUGCCCGAAUAGCAGUAUGAAGACAAAGAAGCGGGUCCUCUGCGUCUUUGACGGUCAGCGUCGCCUGUGGAAGGACGAGAUGAUGUUGAACAAUGACUUCGAGGUCCGUCUUCAACUUCCCGGUGGCGCGGGUGAUGGUACCCAUCGCGAUGCAUAUGUUACCGAUCUCGAUGUCGAGACCAUGAAGCGCGCGGAGGGUGUCCUCAAUGCGACAGAUGCCGAGCGUGGCCCCUGGAUGGAUGGCCCUGCACCUCAUCUAAUGGGCCAACCUGCCAUGCUCUUGCCUGAGCUGGGUAGACAGGAUGAUGAGAUUUCUAUCAACGAACUCAUGGCCUGA
Messenger RNA from Penicillium waksmanii, 1935 nucleotides. RefSeq lists its product as uncharacterized. Lineage: Eukaryota; Fungi; Ascomycota; Eurotiomycetes; Eurotiales; Aspergillaceae. Gene Ontology annotation, cellular component: nucleus. The record is from RefSeq and is a predicted model, not a curated record. The transcript is spliced from 2 exons. Gene Ontology annotation, biological process: regulation of transcription by RNA polymerase II. The coding region runs from base 1 to 1935 and encodes 644 amino acids.